Molecule: messenger RNA, 2644 nt
Organism: Conger conger (European conger)
Lineage: Eukaryota; Metazoa; Chordata; Actinopteri; Anguilliformes; Congridae
Product: regulator of G-protein signaling 14-like
Exons: 16
Coding region: 513-2531 (672 amino acids)
Biological process (GO): signal transduction
Molecular function (GO): GTPase activator activity
Source: RefSeq, a predicted model, not a curated record
GGCGCUGUCGACUCACUUGACUGAACUGUCUUCAUUUCAGUGUGAGCAGUGGCAGUAGCCGCACUUUUCAAAAAUAAUAAAACAAAAAAACACACCUGAAAGUGCGAGAGACACGCAGACGUUCUGUUUUAAAUCGGACAUUUCGCUUUGUAGUGACAUGCAAUGUCUUUAUGGACUAACGCAGUUGGAUAGAUUUAAUUAAAUGAUAGCUUGGAUGUAACCCGGGAGUGAAAAAAGCUGUUUAUUAUUUGUUAAGAAGAAAAUAAAAGACUGAGGCUAACUAGAAAUCCGGCGAUUAAUUACCCUUAUGGACGACUUUGCCUGCAGUCGGCCCAUCGUCUUUCAUGGUCUUAUCACCGUCUGUUUUUAAGUAAGGAAAUUAUUUCUGGUUUCAAUAGCCUAUUGGGAAGUGAAAAAUAAUAUGUGAAAAGUACGAGUUCCAAAUAGUUUCUGCAGUGAAGCGUUUCAACAGCCGUUCGAGCUUCUUCGAUGAACCAAAUCUGGUUGAUGAAAUGCAGCUGUUAAAACGGAUUUUCCAGAAGGUGGUGACCUUCCAGGAGCUCUCCAGAGGCCUCUCCCAAUUCGCCCCGCGCGAAUCCCUUCGCCGGAAAUUCGGGAAAUACAGGACCUUCGUCGUGAGCCGGCCGCUCAGCCGCACCAAGGUUCUGGCUGCGUCGGAUGGAGAGCUGAAUGUGGCAGAGGCGGAGGGGCGGGGCAGUAGCCACAGCCUCAAUAGCAACUCCAGCCUUCCCAGCAUGCAGUGCGGGAACAGCCCUGUGGGCAAGGUGGCCAGCUGGGCCGUCAGCUUCGAGCGGCUCCUGGAGGACCCCACCGGCGUGCGCUACUUCACGGCCUUCCUGAAGUCAGAGGUGAGCGCAGAGAACAUCCUGUUCUGGCAGGCCUGCGAGAAGUUCCGGCAGAUUCCGGCCAAUCAGAAAGAGGAGCUGGUGCGAGAGGCUCGUUCAAUCUACAGUACCUACCUCUCCAGCAGCGCUUCCAGUGCCAUCAACAUCGAUGAUACGGCCCGGAUCGAGGAGGGGGCCCUGGUGGACCCCAAACCGGACAUGUUCAACAAGGCCCAAACGCAGAUCUUCAAGCUGAUGAAGUUUGACAGCUACACGCGCUUCGUGCGGUCGCACCUCUAUCAGAACUGCAUGCUGGCGGACGUGGAGGGCAGGCCGCUCCCGGACUUUGCUGCUGGGUCCAGAAGCCCGGCCUACCGGAAGAGCCUCAUCGACAGCCCCUCCCCCGGAGACGGCAAGAAGAAGAAGAAGGUGCGCGCGGGCAAGUCUCUGCCUUUCGACGCCGAGACGGGGCCAGACCGCCGGAGGGCGGUGGGGAAGUCGUCGUCCGACAAGCGCCGCGAGAAGAGGGGAUCAUGGGGAGCAGAGUUGCAGGAUCACCGCACGAUGGUGUCGCGGAGAGAGUCCCAAUGCUCCGUCAAGUCCAACAGCAGCCUGGAGCUGGGCUACCUGAGCACCAAGGCAGAGAAUGGGCGUUCCAGCCCUCGUUCUCAGGAUCCGGAUCGGCUCGGCAUCCCGGGCCGGGCGGAGAGGUACUGCUGUGUGUUCCUCCCGGACGGGACGGCCUCCCUGACCCCGGCGCGGGCCGGGGCCUCCAUACGGGACAUGCUGGAGGGGCUCUGCCGAAAGAGGGGCUUCCCCCUCAGUGAUGUCAUCAUCUACCUGCAGAGCAAGGACAAAGUCUCGCCCCAGCAGCCCCUGUCUCUGGACCAGGACAGCGCUGUGCUGAGGGACCAGCAGGUUUCUCUGGAGCUGCGGGUGACCUUUACUUUGGAGUUGGCCUUCAUGGGGAAGGCGAUGGGGAUUAUGGUGAAGUCCAGCAAGACCCUGAUCCACGCCCUCUCCUCCGUGCUGCAGAAGCACCACCUCCGGCCCAAUGAUGUCAUCGUCACCAUGAGCGGGAGCAAGGAGCCUCUAAACCUGAACAUGACCGUUUUCUCUCUGGCCAACAAGACGCUGGUCCUGGACCACGUGAAAGGUAAAGAACAGGCAGGUUCCCCAAAACUCCCCUCCCAGGCCUCCACGUCUCAGGAGGGACUGGCGGACCCAGACGGGACCGGGAAGCCCCUCCCCUCCGCGGCGGUCAAGAACCGAACCGGAUCCAAGUCCAAGAACCCGGCGGUUCGGAAGGCGUGCGACAUAGACGGGUUGAUAGAUCUCAUCUCGAGGACGCAGUGCUUCCGCGUGGAGGACCAGCGGGGCCUGCUUCGGAAGGAGGACCUGGUCAUCCCGCCCUUCCUGAUGCUGUCGCUCGACCAGUGCCGGGACCGCGCCGGGGAGGAGGAGGGGGAACGCCGGGCCGAGACUCCGCCUCCACCGCCCGCCGAGGCCCCGCCCGCCUGCGUAGACUCCGCCCCCACGACGGCCCCGGCCUCCGAGAGCCCGGCGGACGGGGGAGCGGUACCGGAACCGGGAGCCGCGCCGGCGCCGGGUCCAGUUCAGCCGGCCAGCUCACCCGCGUCUCACGUCCGGGGCCCGCCUGUCGGCUCCCGGGAGACGACCGUGUGAGCUCGCCUUUCGCUGGAACGCUUACGGUCUCCGUCCUGUUUCUCCACGACCCUGGUGGUGGCCAGGUCUGCGUGCCUGUAGUAGGCCUACACCACCGCCAACACCCUCGCCCU